Molecule: messenger RNA, 846 nt
Organism: Suillus paluster
Lineage: Eukaryota; Fungi; Basidiomycota; Agaricomycetes; Boletales; Suillaceae
Exons: 12
Coding region: 1-846 (281 amino acids)
Source: RefSeq, a predicted model, not a curated record
AUGCCUCUAGUCUCAAAUGAUCCCAGUUGGUGGCCAUUCAUCAAUGCGAGUAGGAUUUCCAGCUAUUUUGUAGUUGCAGCCUUUGCUGGGGGGAUGUAUGAUUGGGUAUUUCCAGCAUUGACAUUCGGGAAAGAGGUCGAACUGAUCUGGAAGCGACGCUGGUCCCUCGUGACUUUUCUCUAUAUCAGUGCGCACUAUCUUGGAAUGUUAUGGAUCGUGACCCAGAUGCUGUCCAGUGUUCCAACGAUCACAGUCACAGAUGUAAUCCUGAUACUUCUUGGUGUCGUCUUCCUUCUUGUCAAUAUCGCGAACAUAGCGAUCAGCGCAAUAAUAACGAACCAUACCAUUUCGGGGGAGGAGCUCAUUCUCUCCGGCACCUAUCAGUGCAUUGUUAACUUUGAGUCAGAUACCAUGCGUCUGUCGUCCAUGACUUGGAUACUGGGCACUGUAUGGGAGGUCUUCGCACUGUGUCUCGCUGUCUGGAUUGCUGUAAAACACUUCCAAGAACUGCGACGACAAUUGACAGGAGGGAUUCUCGAAGACUGUUUCACGGUGUUGAUGAAAUCUCAUGUGGGCUACUUUGUGAGCUUUGUUGCUGUUUCUUGCUUCGAGCUCAGUUAUGAGAUGUCGACGAUGCCAGCGGACCUAUAUUCCCUGGAAGUCCAGAUUUAUGCUGGGUUUCGUCAAAUAUUCAUGGUUGUGCAUUUGUUUGUGCUGGGACCACGUCUCAUCCUUGUUGUUCGAGAAUAUCACGCUGAGCUCAUGGACGACUCAGACGCAGCAACUGCCAUGACUUCAAUUGCCUUCCAGGAGCGUGAGCAUGUGUCAACUAGCAGUAGUGUGUAG